AGGGUUGGGGUUGUGUGACUUACUGUGUAAGCAGUGACGUCUUCAUCUCUGUUGUACCUACCUGUGGUCACGCAGACUGGUGCUCCACCUAGAACGAUGGUUUUUUUUCCGUUCCUCCCCCCUGUGAACAGCAGUGCAUCGACACACACGACUCCACACCCUCAGAAGAGCAGGCUUCAGGUCAGUUCACGAUGGCACAUCCAGCUGUAAGUUUCCAGCCAGCCAUGGUGGUGAGCACCACUAACAUGACAACCCAGUGGAGCAGCGGAGUGUGUGACUGCUGUGAGGACAUGGGCAUCUGUUGCUGUGGGUUUUGGUGUCCAUUCUGCCUCAUGUGUAAGACCAGUGAGGAAUUUGGAGAGUGUCUCUGUCUCCCCCUGCUGGAGAUAUGCUUUGGUGGCAUGUUGCAUCCUAUUACACUCUCCAUGAGGAGCAGCAUGAGAGAGAGAUUCCACAUUAAGGGCUCGAUACAGGAUGACUGCUGUACGGUGGUCUGCUGCACUGUGUGCGUCUGGUGUCAGAUGGCGAGAGAGCUGAAGGCUCGGCGACACUCUCUAGUGGUCAUUAACCCUGCGGUUAACCCGGUUCACCAUCAGCCGCAAGCUUUCAACCAGCCAACUCAAGCCAUCAAUACAUCCUACCAGCCUCUGCACCCCAUCAAUCCUGCCUACUGACGACCUCCGUGCAUAUGAGCACACCUGCUUUCCUUUAACCUCAAGCUCCCCAAAGACCAAGAUCUGCUGUUUUGUUGAAAUGACAUAGUGAAAUCUGUCCAGAUGUCAUUUUAAUAUUUUUAUCUAGCCUACCUGUUUAACGAUGCCGAUAUUUUUUUACUAAUCAAAUGUUUAUUUUUUUUCUCAAUUUUUUUGCGCUUUUUUCUAUAGACAAAUUGCCAAAUGUAGUUAUG
This is a messenger RNA of Sinocyclocheilus rhinocerous, 907 nucleotides long. Its product is annotated as cornifelin homolog. Bases 192 to 674 code for a protein of 160 amino acids. The record is from RefSeq and is a predicted model, not a curated record. NCBI's taxonomy places the organism in Eukaryota, Metazoa, Chordata, Actinopteri, Cypriniformes, Cyprinidae. The transcript has 4 exons.